Puccinia triticina is the source of this 1641-nucleotide messenger RNA. RefSeq lists its product as uncharacterized. Bases 1 to 1641 code for a protein of 546 amino acids. Lineage: Eukaryota; Fungi; Basidiomycota; Pucciniomycetes; Pucciniales; Pucciniaceae. Gene Ontology annotation, cellular component: anaphase-promoting complex. The transcript has 6 exons. Gene Ontology annotation, molecular function: protein binding; ubiquitin ligase activator activity; anaphase-promoting complex binding. Gene Ontology annotation, biological process: anaphase-promoting complex-dependent catabolic process; positive regulation of ubiquitin protein ligase activity; positive regulation of anaphase-promoting complex-dependent catabolic process. The record is from RefSeq and is a predicted model, not a curated record.
AUGGACACCCCCAAUACCACCCCCAUCCCAGGGCCAUCCAAGCAGCCCACUGAAAACAGCACCGCAACAGAGCUGCUCCAGCUCGACGACCCCUUCAACCCCGCCCGGCUGCCCUCCAAGCCUGCACGCCCCCGCCCAGCCAACAGGAGCCCCUUCAUCCCCACCCGCGCAGACGGCGUCGAUCUGUCGACCACCUUCCAGCUCAUGCCCGACGGCCCAUCAACCCCCACCAGGGGCAGCCCCUCCAAGAAGCCCAUCGUCGCCGCAGCAGUCACCGACCUAGAGAAAGACCAAGCACGCCGGACGUUCACCAACCUGCUCAAGGCAGAAACAUUCGGCAGCGAGCCCGCCGACCUGCCCCACUUCAUCAACCACUCGCCCUCCCACUCCAGGCAUGCCUCGACCGUCCCCAACUCGUCCCCAGGCACGCCGCGGAAAGCGACCCCGAAGCUGUUCAGCUACUCCUCGCCGACCCGGCCGGGCCCAGAGCAGGCCCCCAACCUCGACUCGCCCACCCACCCGCGCUACUCGACGACGCCGAUCAAGCACGAGAGCCAGCGGCUGCUGCUCUCGCCGCGCAAGCCCACCCGCUCGCUCAGCAAGGUGCCGUUCAAAGUGCUCGAUGCCCCCGACCUGGCCGACGACUACUACCUCAACCUCGUCGACUGGAGCUCCACCAACGUCCUCGCCGUCGGCCUCGGCUCCCAGGUCUACCUCUGGUCCGCCGUCACCUCCGCCGUCACCCGGCUCGUCGACCUCGCCCUGCCCGGCCUGCCCGACCACACCACCUCCCUCGCCUGGAUCGGCCGCGGUAAUAUCCUCGCCAUUGGCACCGACUCGGGCAAAACACACAUCUGGGACACCCAGAUCGGCAAAAGAGUCCGCACCAUGGACGGCCACGAGAGCCGGAUCGGAUGCAUGGACUGGAACGCCCACAUCCUCUCCACCGGCUCCCGCGACCGCUCCAUCGUCCACCGGGACGUCCGCGCCGCCGACCACUGGAUCUCCCGUCUGAACGUCCACAAGCAGGAGGUCUGUGGCCUCAAGUGGAACGCCCAGGCCGGCCAGCUCGCCUCCGGAGGCAACGACAACCGGCUGCUCAUCUGGGACUCCGUCGCCCCAGCCAACUCCGCGCCCCUCUUCCGCUUCAACCACCAUACCGCCGCCAUCAAGGCCCUCGCUUGGAGCCCCCACCAGAACGGAUUACUGGCCUCCGGGGGCGGCUCGGCCGACAAGAAGAUCCGCUUCUGGAACACCAUCAACGGCAACCUGCUCAACGAGAUCGACACCGGCUCCCAAGUCUGCUCGCUCAAAUGGUCCAAAAACUCCAACGAGCUCGUCUCCACUCACGGCUUCUCGCCCGGGCCGAUCCAGAACCAAGUCUGUUUAUGGAAGUACCCGAGCAUGCAACAGAUCGCCACCCUCAGCGGCCACACCUACCGCGUGUUGUAUCUGGCGAUGUCGCCGGACGGAGAGACGAUAGUGACCGGCGCGGGCGACGAGACGCUGCGGUUCUGGCGCGCCUUCCCGAAGAAAAAGAGCUACCCAUUGUCGGCGGCCGGGGCCCCCUCCCAUCUCGCCGGCCCCGGGCCCCCCGGCACCGGCCGCAACAUCUUGAACUUGUUCGCCCAGAUGCGUUGA